Molecule: messenger RNA, 2441 nt
Organism: Triplophysa dalaica
Lineage: Eukaryota; Metazoa; Chordata; Actinopteri; Cypriniformes; Nemacheilidae
Gene: prg4b
Product: proteoglycan 4b
Exons: 11
Coding region: 155-2248 (697 amino acids)
Source: RefSeq, a predicted model, not a curated record
GACCCGACCCAAUAGAGGAACACCAAUACAUUCUGCCUCUAUAUAAACAUGAGUGUUCCCACAGCAGGUGAAAGAAAACAGAAAGACAGAAGAUAGUAUCUUAACGCUUCAUUCAUUUUGUAAAAGAUCUCAUGUGACUGCAUUAUUGUCUGUGAUGAGAACAGUGGAAAUACCAGAGAUGGCCAAAUAUUUGUCCUUUCUUUUACUGUUUACUUGUGCGUCCGUCGGUUGUUCAAAUCCGAGAAGCUGUCAGGGACGUUGUGGACACGGCUACUAUAAAGGAAGUUUAUGCCAAUGUGAUAAUGAGUGUCUGGGACUUAAUGAAUGCUGUCCAGACUUUGAAGACCUCUGUACCACAAGGAAUUCAUGCAAUGGACGCUGUGGGGAGCCUUUUAACAGAGGCAAUGCAUGUCACUGUGAUAUUGAGUGUACCACAUUUAAUCAAUGCUGUUCUGAUUAUGAGAGACAGUGUUUGGUAGAAGAAUCAUCCAAUGAAGAUAUGUCCGACGAUGAAGAACAAAUUGCCCCUAUUGAGACAAGUCCAUCUGAAGUAGAGGAUACAACAAGCACAGUAUCAUCAGAGCGUCCAACAACCAUAUUUAAAUCACAGGGUACAACAACAAUCAUUUCAACAGUGAGUUCAACUAGCACAGUACCCACAGAGGAACCUACAACCACCAUAACAGACAGUCCUACAAGUACUGUACCCACAGAGAUGCCUACAAGUAUUGUAUCUACAGAGGAUCCUACAAGCACUAUAACAACAGAGAGUCCUAUAAGUACUGUACCUACAGAGGAACCUACAAGCACCGUAACAACAGAGAAUCCUUUGAGUACUGUACCUACAGAGGAACCUACAAGCACCGUAACAACAGAGAAUCCUUUGAGUACUGUACCUACAGAGGAACUUAAAAGCACCGUAACAACAGAAAAUCCUUUGAGUACUGUACCUACAGAGAAACCUACAAGCACCGUAACAACAGAGAAUCCUUUGAGUACUGUACCUACAGAGGAACCUACAAGCACCGUGACAACAGAGAAUCCUUUGAGUACUGUACCUACAGAGGAACCUACAAGCACCGUGACAACAGAGAAUCCUUUGAGUACAGUACCUACAGAGGAACCUACAAGCACCGUAACAACAGAAAAUCCUUUGAGUACUGUACCUACAGAGGAACCUACAAGCACCGUGACAACAGAGAAUCCUUUGAGUACAGCACCUACAGAGGAACCCACAAGCACCGUGACAACAGAGUUGCCUAAAAGAAUCGUAUCUACAGAGGAUCCUACAAGCACUGUAACAUCAAAAAGUCCUACAAGCACCAUACCAACAGAAAGCACUACAAGUACUGCACCCAGUGUAGGUUCAGCAAGUACAAUAUUGACUCCUGGUACAGCCCUUCAAAUCAAUCCCACAAAAGACAGUUUGUACCCACAGGAUCUUAGUUUGACUGGCUCAAUUAAACCAACACAGAAACCAACUAAACCAAGUUCAGUCAAUGAAAAAAUAAAUAACGAUUUCCAAUCUGACGACUAUGACACUGAUCUCUGCAGUGGGCGUCCCAUCAGUGGUCUGACUACACUCAAAAACGGCACCAUGGUUGCAUUCAGAGGUCAUUAUUUUUGGACACUGGACAAAGAAAGAAAUCCUGAUCCUCCUCGGUUGAUCAAAAGCGUGUGGGGAAUCCCAUCUCCCAUUGAUACUGUUUUCACACGUUGCAACUGCCAGGGGAAUACCUAUUUCUUCAAGGGAAAUAGGUACUGGAGGUUUGAGGAUGGCACAAUGAAUCAUGGCUACCCUAAACCCAUCACAAAGGGCUUUGGGCAGCUCAAUCACAUCACAGCUGCUUUAUCCAUACCUCAGUACAGAAGCCGAAGAGAGGUUGUAAUCUUCUUCAAAAGAGGGGGUCGGGCUCAAAAGUACACCUACCAAGUUACUCCAAGUUGUGGGUCAAAGCCAACAAUUCCUAGAUUUACAAUAAGGAAUAGAUUCAGAAGAGAUUUAGACUCUCUGGGGAGAGAGAUCACUAUCUCUCAAACCUGGAGAGGAUUUCCAUCUGUAGUGACCUCAGCCAUUUCUGUGCCAUCGAGGGUUAGAGAGGGAUACAAAUAUUACGUGUUCUCUCAAGAAAAACACUACAGCAUGAAAAUGGAAAGGGAAAAACCAGUGAUCCUAAAAUCUGCUAACGGCCAAAGGGAAAAAACAGCAAACAGCUUCUUCAAAUGUCCACAGUCCAACAAAGUUUGACCUCAUGAAAUGAAUGUAAACAUUUGAUUUCUAAUGAUGCACUUUUUGCUGUGUUCUUUGCAGAAGUUCUUUUUGUUAUAAAUGCUAAAGAGACAUCAAGGAAUGACAGAAGUUAUUCCAAAGCAAAAUAUUUUAUUGUACGGAUGUAAAAUUCUUAAAAUAAAAGGGUUGGUCACAACCGACAAAAAGAGAA